Pungitius pungitius (ninespine stickleback) is the source of this 7281-nucleotide messenger RNA. RefSeq names its product SMAD family member 10a (gene smad10a). The transcript has 13 exons. The record is from RefSeq and is a predicted model, not a curated record. Gene Ontology annotation, biological process: anatomical structure morphogenesis; cell differentiation; transforming growth factor beta receptor signaling pathway. Bases 513 to 2327 code for a protein of 604 amino acids. Gene Ontology annotation, molecular function: RNA polymerase II cis-regulatory region sequence-specific DNA binding; DNA-binding transcription factor activity, RNA polymerase II-specific; I-SMAD binding. Gene Ontology annotation, cellular component: heteromeric SMAD protein complex. Lineage: Eukaryota; Metazoa; Chordata; Actinopteri; Perciformes; Gasterosteidae.
ACGCGUGUACAUGCGUGUGUGUGUGUGUGUGUGUUGGUGUGGGGGUAGGGGCUAAUCUCAGCGGCGCCACCUUAAAAAAACAGUCUCGCGUACCUGUCAAUCUAGACGAACCAGACAGACCCUGGCGCGCGGCCCUGUCGCGAGACCCACUACUUCAUUGGCCGACAGCGGAUUCCGUGUGAGACCUGACCGCCUAUUGGCUGCAGCACGUCGAGACACUGACGCGCACGAUGUCUCCCCUCUAUUGUUAUUGUGGCGUGCGCGAGGGGAGCAGACAGGAUGCACGAGGAGACAGCGGGGCUGAUGAAAGACUCAAACAACCGAGACAUAUCAAGCUAGCGCACCGUACCGUACCGGGAAAGACGUUAGCUUGGUCCGUUACCGGGCUCCAGGUCCGGUACCAGCGAGUGUAAACACAGACAGCGGCUCUGCUCAACGCGCACAUCACGUACACACGUAUCUUGAGUACAACUGCGACCUUUUUGUCUAACUUCUCCUCUCAACUCUGGCUAAUGUGGACUGAUUCAGAGCUGGGCCAUCAUGAUGCCAGUGAACUCUCUGGUCACUCAUUGGCUGACCAACUUAAUACCAGCAUCAUGUCAGUGAACCCUCCGAGCAGCAAUGACGCCUGCCUCAGCAUCGUCCACAGCCUCAUGUGCCACCGGCAGGGGGGGGAGAACGAGGGCUUUGCUAAGCGGGCCAUCGAGAGCCUCGUGAAGAAGCUGAAGGAGAAGAAGGACGAGCUGGACUCGCUCAUCACCGCCAUCACCACCAACGGUGUCCAUCCCAGCAAGUGUGUCACCAUCCAGAGGACACUGGACGGCCGGCUUCAGGUGGCAGGGAGGAAAGGUUUCCCUCAUGUCAUUUAUGCACGGCUGUGGCGCUGGCCUGACCUCCAUAAAAAUGAACUCAAGCAUGUCAAGUUCUGCCAAUACGCCUUUGACCUCAAGUAUGACAAUGUAUGUGUCAACCCCUACCACUAUGAAAGGGUGGUGUCGCCAGGCAUCGUUGGUCUCAGCCUUCAAAAUACAGCACCAGGCAGCCUGAUCAAAGAGGAGUAUAUCCAUGACUGCAUACAGAUGGACCUCCCACCCGGCAUGCCUCUGUCUGACCAUCAAGCCGCCAUGAAGCUGCCUCCCCCAGACCACUAUGGCCAGCCCUUGCAUCCCCCUCAGCUGUCCUCUGAACCUCAUGGACCACCACCUGUCACCAGAUACACCAACCUGCCGGUCUCACCCAAAGUCUCUGGCUCCAUGGUACCACUGCAGGGCGGACACGGCGACGGCCGUCUCCAAACCGCAUCGCCGCAGGCUCCAGUGAUGACCUCGGCGCCACGACCUCCGACCCCAACUCAACCCCCUCUUCAGCAACAGGCUGCGCAGCAAGCCUCACAGCCCCCCCACCAACAGCCCUCCCUACCUCCUUCUCACACGCAUGGACAGAACGGUUACAGCAGCAGCAAACACUCUCAGGCUGCCUUCCACACCGUUUGGACAGGCAGCAGCACAGCCUCCUACACGCCCAUAGGACCCCAGCAGAACGGCCGUGGUCAUCAUCCAACCCACCACUGGCCUCAGCAUCACGGCUCGGCCUCUUUCCCUCCUUCUGUGUCCAACCAUCCAGGACCAGAGUUCUGGUGCUCUAUCUCCUACUUUGAAAUGGACGUUCAGGUGGGCGAGAUGUUCAAGGUGCCGUCCAGCUGCCCCAUUGUAACCGUGGACGGUUAUGUCGACCCGUCGGGGGGGGAUCGCUUCUGCCUGGGACAGCUUAGUAACGUUCACCGCACGGACGCUAGUGAAAGAGCCAGGUUGCAUAUAGGCAAGGGUGUGCAGCUGGAGUGUCGCGGAGAGGGCGACGUGUGGAUGCGCUGUAUGAGCGACCACGCUGUGUUUGUACAGAGCUACUACCUCGACCGGGAGGCGGGCCGAGCACCGGGCGACGCCGUGCACAAGAUCUACCCCGGAGCCUACAUCAAGGUGUUCGACCUGCGUCAGUGCCACAGACAGAUGCAGCAGCAGGCGGCGACGGCGCAGGCUGCUGCUGCUGCACAGGCAGCUGCCGUGGCAGGAAAUAUCCCCGGGCCAGGCAGCGUCGGAGGCAUCGCACCUGCAGUUAGCCUGUCGGCAGCGGCGGGGAUCGGCGUGGACGACCUGAGGCGCCUGUGCAUCCUGCGGCUCAGCUUCGUGAAGGGCUGGGGACCCGACUACCCGCGGCAGAGCAUCAAACACACGCCCUGCUGGGUGGAGGUCCACUUGCACCGUGCGCUGCAGCUUCUGGAUGAGGUGUUGCACACCAUGCCAUUGGCAGACCCAGGGCCUGCUAACUGAGGACGUAACCGUGUUUAAAUUCCAAUCUGGAUUCUAUGAAUGUGCACACACAUGCUGCCAAAAAUGCUAUCUAAUUGUUACACAACUCAAAUCAAUGAAAAACCUGGUGUUGGUGGUGUUUCCGAGGCUUUACUCUCUAAUCUGAAGUAGAAGUAGAAGGUAAAGCUUCUGACCAACUUAGGACCAACUGUCCUAAAGACAUUGGAUGCAUUGUAGAAACCCAGCUCCCUGAUUUGCAAUCUGGAGUCUUUAGAAUAGCACGAGUGUUCUAUACAUUCACUCAUUGAAGAGAAGAGAAACUGCAUACUUCUGGAGAUGCUGUGAGUAAAUUCAGACUGAACACAGACAACAUCACAGUUCUCUGUAAAUGGUUUCAACAACAGAAGCGAUGUAGAAGGAUUAAGGAAACCUGUUUUCUGUCAUCUGUGUGCUCGUGCUGCGCUCUUCACUGUAUGUUGAUAUAAACUGUUAGCAUUGUAGCUGUUUAGCCCUCGUAUUAUGCUCAGCCCAAGCUGUAGUAUUUUUGUACCAAAAAGCCAAAAACAUUUAGCUUUAAAGUAGUAUUGUUGUACUUUGUAUUGAAACAGUGCUGCCCUGUAUGUAACCAAAUGGUUGGUGUAAAUCAGCAAAGCCAAAAUACCUCAUAACUACAGUGCAAGGUCACAUUCUGUUUUACGCCUAAAGCGCACACACUGAAGUCAAUCAACGGAGCCCUUUGAUUGGACGGUGGCUACAUCACUCCCUACGCUUUGUAUUUAUUGAGCUUUAGAAUGUACCGUGCUGUGAUGUGGAGGAGCUAGAUGAGUGAACUGAUAAUGUGAGACUGUGGAACCUUAUUUAACUCAACACAAGCUGCACGGAUCCAUGCAGUGUGCUGUGGGUGGUCCUCUGCGCUGCAACCAAACCACAUGUUAAUGCUGUUCUUGCGCUAAAAUAAGGCUUUUAUUCCCAUCAAACUAAUUUCAUCAUUCAGGCUUGAUUUUUUUUUAAACAUUCAGAUAAAAUAGCAAUUUUCUUAUUUUGAAAUAAAGGCUAAAUGAGAAGAGAAUUGAAACCAUAAGCAGCAUAAUAUUAUUGGUUACUUGUGAUUCCAGUUACAUGAGGUGAUAUUACGUCUGUAACUAUUGGAAUACCUGUGUGCUAUCUUACCUGGGCUCCAAUGGGUUGACUAUACAAAAUUCUUUUUACCACUACACUCCACUAAAGUUCCAUCAAGUUAGUGAACUCUAGAAGUCUGUCUGAAGUGAAAGGCAUUGCUGAUUGCUAGCUUCUGAUCUGUUAGUUAAGCAGAGAAGUGGCUGCCAGCAGUCAUUACUUUAAUGUUAAUGUAACGCUAAUAAAGCUCCAAAGUAACAUAAAAUAUUGUUAUGGUUUCAACAAAGUUAUUAAUAUUACAUGAACAUUGAAGGCCCUCCAAACCAAUCCAGUGUAAAAGUAAUAAUGUGUAAAUGUAAACAUGCUUAUGAGGUCGCAUAUUUACGUGACAUCGUGUCAGGAGCUACAUGAACAUUUACUCAGUGUCAGUCCUUUCAGUAAAGGAAAGUAAAACAAUCCACAUCUCCAUCAGUAAUGUCAUCCAGUCGGAGAAAACCGUUUUGCACAGCAGAGAAGAUCAAGCAACAUUCUGAUGCAAAGUACAUAACGCUAGCUUGUGAUGACAGCGGCAUACUUUUUGCAAUGAGUCCAUCUGGGUUCAUCGAGGGGAUCCACGUAGUCCAUCACCUAACAAACCUCACCCUAGUUAACCAGAGAAAAUGGACAAUCAGAGGAUCGGCGGUCCGAUCCCUGGCCUUGUGGUGUCCAUGUUGGUGUGUCCUUGGGUAAGACACUGCAUGGCUGGUAGUUACUGGUGUCACUGUGCGUGCUAGCUCCUGUCAUCAGUGUGUGAAUGGAUGAAUGGUGUAGUGAUUAAAAGCUUUGAGACACACAAAUAGUGGACAUUUAUCUUGACUAAAAGGAGACUACAAUACAAAGACAAUCAAAGGCUGUUUCAGUCACUCACACAUUUAAAACUCGACCCAGGUAAGAGCCAGGAUUGGUUCCUGCAAUUACAUACCCAAAGAUGCAAAGGGUAAAGUUUAUGAAUACUGGAUUGUCCAUAUGUAAUUUUGUUCUACGUUUAAGAGCUGCUGGUAAACAUGGCCAGUGGAUGAGCUUUACAUUUAUCCACUCUAUUAAAGGUCCAGUGUGUAGCAUUUCUGGGGAUUUAUUAGCCGAAUCCUAUUCUUGUCCAAUGAACUGUUGUGCUGUCAGACUGGACUUAAGGAACAUGAGCAUCAGCGAGAGCUUUUCACAUUUUGUCCUUCCAAAACCAUGGUUACGCUAAUGGCAGUUGCCCAUAAGGCCGUCUUAUCAUGAUGGCGUCACUUGGCGGCUCACUGCUGGCAGGGGAGGAAGCCAGUCGGUUCUCCAAAUCCUACACACUGUCUCCUUAAGAGCAUCCUGUACAGAGAGUGGCCAUUACUGGCCAUGGAGACCACCUUUUAGGGACCCACAGUCCUCGCUCUGCGCAGCAAUGCAGUCCAACCUGUUAUGGGUCUUAGGAUUCCAAAUGAACUCCCUUUAGUGUUUCCAUAGUGUUCUGCUGGCUGUAACAGGGUUCCGUUCCGUGGAUUGUAGGCUUUUAGCCAGAACCAAACACGUUGAAUAAUCUCUUACCUCAGUAGGUAUUUAUGUUUGGAAGAACAUCUGUAGGAAAAUAAGAAUGUAUCUUUUUAAGCCAAAACCCAGAACAGCGUGCACACCUCAGACGUACAUCUCACCUUGUACAAGUGACUCACAUGGAAGGAGGACCCAGACAGGCCCACAGUGAACCGGGUGUUGGAUAGCUGGAAAGAGACGUACUGUACAAACCAACGGCUGGAGUUAAUGUCAAAAGGUACAAACUUUGGGUGAAUCCGAGUGUGCUACUCUGGGAAUCUUGGUUGUUUGAUAUUUUUCAUCUGAUUGAGCUGCUUAACAAAGAUCAGCCAUAUGCAUAUUUGUGAUUUGUGCCUUUUGUUAUUGACCGUAGACACACCAACACUGGAGUGAAAGACACGCUACAAAUGAAGAUGGAUGUUACACGUUGUGAUUUGGUUUCCCGCUGUGUCUGUGGUCCCCUCAGGUAUCUGUGUGGCUCAUUGAAGGUUUCUCAAUGGCUCAAACUGGUGGAUAGAAAACCUACUGUCAAAGCACUCACCAUGCCUGAGUAGUUUAUUUAUUGCCUUAGUCUUUUGUGAGUGUCAAAUAUGAACGAGUAUGCUUUGCACUGUUUUAAUAUUAGCAUGGACAACCCAAAUAGAUGUCACGUGGUCUGUUCUCUUCCAUAUUCAGGGAGGUGCACGUGUUCAAGUAGGCUUUUGCAGAUAAUGAGCAACUCAUCAUCAUCUUUAGCAGCAUCAUCAUCAUCAUCAAAGGUCCCCACCUCUCUCCAAUCAAAUCACAUCUCCGCCAUGAUGUGUCCAGAUGUGCGUUGCACUCAUCUAUGUGUGCGUCCUUAAUUAAUAUACCAAUGUGGGGACAGCUAACGUCUAGCUAGAACUUCAUUGUGCCACAGCCUGUCAGCAGGCGUCGGGUUUCUCCUCUUAUCUGACCGCUGUCUGCGAUACAAACGCCAUAAUCCAACAAGCGUUUUCAUUUUCACACGCUCUAAUGGGGGUUAUAUGACCAUAUCAAAACGAAAAAGAAAAGCUUCUUAUCAUUUUCUUAUAUUGUCUACUAUACAAAUUGAAAAUGAAAACUCAAUACAAACAACGUGCCUGGUUAUUGGUGUCACCAAGGUUGUCCCCUCACUCGUUGUCUGCAGCUGGGACCUCACAGCCACCUCACCUACGCUGGCGUUAAAAGAAAUAACACACACAGGGGACGCCCUGACUGACUGCACAGUGUGUAGUAUAAGUGCACGCUGUUUUUAUUUUUGCAUCUGAAUAUUGUCCACUGCACAAUAGAUUAUGCUUUAUCAAAUCAAAUGAAUUUCCAUUUCAAAUUGUUAGAAAAUUGCAUUUUUAUUCUGAUUCUGACUCAAAUGUUGCUUGCGUAAAUCCUAUUUAAAUAUUCUAAUUUUAUUUGACAUUUGCAUAUGGUCAAUGUGCAUAUGGUCGUAUAACACCCAUAGCAAGUGAUGAUGAAUGAAGGAUUAUUGCAUUUUUAUUUGUCUCUAAAUAUCAAAUGGAAAAUGAUUGUAUAAUUACUUUUCACCGUUAGGUUUUUUUGUAACAAUUAGGUAAUCGUUUCCAAGGGAGUCUCAUAGAAAGGACGGCUUACUAAAGGGAAACAACUGAAUUAUAAUCCUUUUUUUCAUUUGUAGAGGAAUAGGAUUGAUUGUCACAUCUUUGGUUUGAUAGUAUGAAUACAGUAAAAUAUGUAUCAGUCAUUAAAAUACAUUAUAUAAAUAAUAAUAAUAAAAACACUUGAAAAUGGAAGGAACACUUUGACGGAUCCAUGCAAUGAUUUUAAUGUGGUGGUGCAGAUGUUUGGCCUGCACACACACAGAAACACACACACACUGUCCUAAACAUGAAUGACAGCACCCCACAGAAGACACAUUACAGUUUUUCUCUAUUGGUUUGGCUCAUUUUUUGAAACAGAAAUGACAUUCUCAAAACAACAUGGACAAACCUGCAAACAACUUAGCAAUUUCUCAAUACAGAAUUGAAUUUCUCAUUCAUUUGGUUAAAUUGUAAAUGUCUAAGUACAUGUCUCAAUGUCUCAGUACAUCUUUGCAAAUGAUUAAGUACAUGUAGCCUACGUUUAGCACAAUUUCCAAGUGAAUAGAUCUUGUUGAUCUAAACUGAUUGUUGAUUCUCAGUCUAAUUGUUUUUCGCUCCAAAACGUCUCAGCGUAUUUUCAUUGUAUAAGUCAUCACAUGCACAAUAGUCUGUUCAAUUGUCAAAAUUACUCAAGAACAUAAUACCAUGAAUAACAUUUGAUAAAUUCACAGUAUUACAACAAUUGACAGUUAGGUGAAACUAGA